Symbiodinium pilosum is the source of this 768-nucleotide messenger RNA. Lineage: Eukaryota; Dinophyceae; Suessiales; Symbiodiniaceae. The record is from the annotation of a GenBank genome assembly.
AUGGCGUCCCUAGCAUAUGCAGAUGCGAUCAGAGACCUCAAGUUCAAUUCUUGCCUGGAAACCAUUUCAGAGAACUCGGAAUUGUGCUUGAGCACAGACUGCAGCGACGUUUCGGGCGAGAGCCCCAAAAGCUUCGAUGCAGCUGAAGCCCUCCUGUUCUUCGACUGGGAUGACACGAUGCUUCCAACCAGCUGGAUCUGUGAGCAGGGAUGGUUGAACGAAGAAGGCGGUCUGGACUCAGUCGAUGAAGUCACGUUGACUCGAGAACAGCAGAUCUUACUACAAGAGCUAGAGGUCAAACUUGAGCAGACUUUAUUGACGGCCAUGGCGUACGGCAGGGUCGUGAUUGUAACCAAUGCGUUGGAGGGAUGGGUGGAGACAAGCUGUGCAGCUUUCCUUCCAGGUUUGCGUCCGCUCCUGGAUGAAUUAGAUAUUGUUUCUGCUCGUUCCACAUACGAGAAUCUCGGGGAUGCAUCGCCUACGUCGUGGAAGCGGCGAGCCUUUGCAGACGUUAUCAUUGCCGCGAGCGAAGAGAUGGAAGACAGUAGGCCGAACAUUGUGUGCGUCGGCGACUCGAUGUAUGAGCACGCUGCACUUUCCGCUGCCGUCCAGGGUAUGCCCAGCUGCCUCAGGAAAUCAUUGAAGCUAUUGGAACGCCCUUGCAUUCGGCAGCUCAUCGAAGAACAUGACUUGCUGUUGCAAAAUCUCGAUCACGCAGUGGCGCACGAGGAUCACUUGGAACUCGAAGUGUCUCCCGAGAUGCUCUAG